Molecule: messenger RNA, 3136 nt
Organism: Filobasidium floriforme
Lineage: Eukaryota; Fungi; Basidiomycota; Tremellomycetes; Filobasidiales; Filobasidiaceae
Exons: 5
Coding region: 76-3015 (979 amino acids)
Molecular function (GO): protein binding
Source: RefSeq, a predicted model, not a curated record
CGUUAUUUCCUUACUGGCUUACUAGCAAUCAGUUGAAUUCUCGCCUCGCACCACGAGACAGUCCGCCUUUGCAACAUGCCGGGAGAUACCAGGCUCACCCGCCUGCUGCUCUCCUCAGCGAUCAAGCGAUGUCGACGACGGUCAGGCCAGAUCCCGUCUCCGAUUCGCUAUCGAACGAUGCAUGCUCAACAGCAGGCGGACGCCGGGCUAGAACUAGAAACAGAGUUUAUCGAUGUGGUGCCAUUCAGACCGCAAAUGCAAGCCAACUCGAAGCAUUCAGCCGUUUCUCAUCGGGAGGCGGAUCCGGUUAUGACCUCUUUAUCGGUCGAGGCCGAACAUGAUAUUUCCCAAGUGGAACACAAAUUUCCUCUCUACACAGCUGAGCCCCAUUUCAAGCUCGAAGAACGAAGGGAAACCACAGCUCUGCCCGAACUAAAAGGUCCCCUCUCGAAAGAGCUCUUGCAACUGGAACACGAUAUCCCCCGGCUCGUCAAACAUCUCAGCCAGAAGCAAAAGCUCGACAUGUCCGAGACUGAGACUGAACACCUGCCCGAAUGGACGGAAGAACAGUUGAUCACCUUCUACCACGCGCUGGAGAGCUGGUCGGCUGGUUCGGCGGAAGAGUCGGCUGCUAGGCUUAAAGCGAUAGGGUCAGGAUCGGCGGAACAGAAGCGGGGGAUAGCGUCUCCUGAAGUGGAAGAGAGUUUGAUGGUGGCAUCGCAUGAGAGACCAAGACUGGGUAGGCAGGCUCGGAGGGAGAUCUUGUCAGGACUUGUGGAGAGGCUAUCUGCUCUGGGCUCAGAAAAUGGCAACGUACCGGGACCGUCGACUCAGACUUCCAUUCACCAGGCGGGGAGUGAACACACCCACGAAGCAGCAGCUAAGGACGAUACGAUGAAGGCAGAGCGAGUCGCCGGUUGCGAUAAUACUGCUCUUGAAUCCGCACCAUUGGAACGACGGGCUUUGGAACUGGUUACAUAUUUGAUGCCAAAAAUCAACACGUCUCAAUCUGAUCAGUGGGCGGAACCCCUUCCCACAGGUCUGUUGAGGCAGGUGGAAUGGGAUGUGUUGGUGAACAAUUUUGUCUCGAAGGGGGAUUUCGAGGGGGCAGCCAAGGUACUCGACGGGAUGAAGGGCCACGGAGUACCGGUGCCAGAGUCACGUUUCGAGGACCUGAUGAGAGCUUAUGCCAGGAACGGAGACGCUGUUGGCUUAGGGUCCUUCUUGGAUCAACGGGAAAAGUCGACGGGAAUGGAGACUUCGAAGAGACAUUUCGAGUUCAUAGUCGAAGCCCACCUGGCUCGCGGGGACAAGGCCGCUGCCCUACAGACACUUUAUCACUUUGAGAAGAACGGCAAGACUCUCCCGCAACGAGCUUAUACGAGAGUUAUAUCAUUUUAUACGGCUGGGACGACCCGAUCGACCAUCUCGCCUACACCACAACGCGACAAGGCCAUCGCCUGGGAUCUCUUUGCGCAUAUGCGUCUCGUCGCGCAUCCCGUACCGUCGAGAUCCACCUACAACGCCAUGAUUCUGUCGUGUGCAGACCCUCAAGACCCUCAACCGGAAAGAGCGCUAGACCUUUUGGUUGGGAUGGAACAAGAGAGCAAGCUCGUCCCGGACGGCGAGACUUUUGAUGCUGCGAUAUUAGCAUGCUCCCGUACCAAGAGUUUCUACCUGGAAGGCUUCAAGCUUUUGAGACGGAUGCUUGGCUUACACCAGAGCGCGAUGCUUUCCAGAAACUUCAUCAAUCAAUCGCAUGACUCGUCGGCAGAGUCGUUCGAAGUUGGCAUCACCGGAUACGAACCGACUUUGACUACCUUCAACGCUCUGCUAGAAGGUUGCAAACGCAGAGGUGACCUGAGUCGAACGAGAUGGUUGCUGGGGGAAGUCAUCCGGCUCAUUAGAGGGGGCGCCGGUCAAGGCGUGGAUGAGGAGAUGGUGGUUAAUGUGCUGCAUUGCUAUGCUGCCUUCCAACCCGUCAUUGGCAGGGAGUCUAUCAAGCAGACGGGGUCUCCCUCGGAUGCAGGAGAGUCUAAUGCACCUGCCAGUGAUGAGAGUCCCGAGGCGGAAGAGGCUGGAAUAAUAUCGGGCGACUUAUCCACUCUGCAGGAUGCCCCUCCGAAGCCCAUGACAUUGUUCGACGUCGGUUCGCCCGAAUUUCGCCCACCGACUGGUCCCCAGACAGCCUCGGAAACCUUGUCAGAAGCCGAGAGACUCUUCCAGCUGGUCUUGCAUGACCAAGGUGAUCGUUCUUCACCCUUUGGCUGGUUUAAAGUCUCGGCGAGGACCGUCAACGCCUACCUGUCUGUGCGGUUCGCACACGACAACUUUGCACAAGCGAUCCGAUGUUGGCAGACAGUUUGGGAUGAGCCAGUUCUCAAAGACUCGCAGGUGGUGAAGAACGGAUGGUCAUUCAUCAGCUUGCUCGAGCGAUGUGCCUCGGCCAAGCAGGGUGCAGAAAGGCAAGCAGUUGCCAGGGUAUUGGCGUCUGUCUGGCGGGAAUAUCUUGGAUGGGUAGACCAGGUCGAUCGACAACUUCGAGUUGAGACUCCUCGGGCCGCUUGGGUCACGCGACAACAGCUCGGUCUGGGGCCGCGGCAGGUGGAACGGGCCUGGAUGUUUUGUAUCAAGGCGCUUGCACUACUUGAUCGGAAUCGCGACGCUCUGGACGUGCUUGAACAGUUCAGAGUGAGAUUCCCAGCAUCGGACAUCGUCGACAUCAGUCACACAGCUUUUGAAAGCGAAGCCCGGACGCCUUUGACGCCUCAAAUCCGCCUGUCUUCCGGUACCAACGUCUUGGAAGAUCAGGUGCCGCCCCAUUUAUUGUUUCACGACAUUAGCAUCCUGCAUCACAGGCUAGUUCGCGAUGGUGAUCUGCAAGGAGUGGGCUUGCUGAAAUGGGUCUGCGUAAGCUACGAAAAGGCUCUCGAGACAAGGAGAAGCCGGCGAUUGCGGGGCGACGGCACGAAGCGACGAGCAGCUUCGAAGGCCCGCGAUGCCGCUAGCAGCUGACAAGUCCGGCUAGCUCCUUUGAUAACGAAAACGGCGAGGCGGACAGUGCACUAGCGAUCUAUCGCUGCUUCGUUUGUCAACAAGGAUACGAUGAAUGCGGGAUUGGGAGCUUUAUUGCGAG